GUUCCCUGUACGACACUCGAAUGUCGGUGCUGCGUGGAGCUCAAACUUCGUGUUCGUCGUGCUCGCCGAACCAGUGCAUCGACCAGCGUCCUCUCUCAACGCCAUCAAAUCGGGCGCUCCGAGUUUAUUACAACCGACCAAGCCGCGGCACGAACGAUCGGGCUGUGGGCAUCCACUUCAGACGAGAAUGGUCGAGCGUAUUUUGGGAGGGACAUCGAUUGCGACUUGAAGGCAAGUUGCCGCGAUGUCGUAGCGUCGGUGCGUCUUUGGGACAAGCACGAUUAUGCCGACGCAUUAUGGAUCAAACCGAGUGGGAACGUCGCGUCCGAGGCGUUUUGAAGCCGUAUGGAGCAGGUGCUUCGUCACGGAUACGUCUGGUUGGAGCCGACAUGCCGUGCUAGCGAUUGGAUGUGCCACUCGCGUCAACUGUUUACACUGGCAUUCAUUGCGAUUCGAGUGAUCGAGCGCCUCAUGGAAGCCUUCCACCGUCACCGCCUUCCACAGCGGAUGGAGGUCCCGACACCACGCGACAACCCGCUGGAUGAAGCCGGCCCGUUGGCCGCAGCUUGCCACGCCUUGCAACGUAUAUGUACGUCCACAGCCGCCGACGACCUCCACAAUCUGCUUGCUCGCAUCGCAGCCACUUGUGUGCAACGAGUGCUGAAUCGCCAGUACGUGUCGCAGUCCGGCACUGCAUGGCGACGUUGUGCGAGGACGCCAUCGCGCUGCACGACGCAGUGUAUGCCGUAGCAACCUUGUUCACGUCAACGCUGGCCUCGUGCCGCACGGUAGUUGACUGGGCGGGACGGGAAAUGGAAAAGGCGCUCCUCGCGGCACCGCCUUCGACAGCGGGCGAGACUUGUCCCUUGGCGCAAGACACCGCACAAUCCUUCAAGGCGAUCGCACGGAGAAACAAGGCGGCGAAGAGGAAGAAGAAGCGUGCCAUUGCGAACGAAUACAACGUACCCUCGUCACAGUGUCAUGCGUGGUCCACAGAGCGCAACGACCACCACAGGGGUGGCUCCAUCCUCGACGCCACCCCCGACAGAGAGCAGCAAUGCGUCCACACCUUUCACGGCCAUAGAGGACUCCUCUGGCAUGCAACCACCAGGCAACUUUGAAACACCAUCGAUGAUGCCGUCCGCGCUGAACACGGAUGCUGCUCCAUACACAUACCGCCACUCGGCAGAGCUGCUGUCUCUACGGUAUCCCAAUGACGGCAGUGUAUUGCCCAUUACCGUCCACCAUGACAUCGUCGACAUGGCGAGCUCCUUGCACGACAUUGCGGCGCGGCGCCGUCCAUGGCAGCUAUGUGUGCUGUCGCACGUUACGUAGCGUAAGAAUAGUUUACAGUCCAACGCACUACCUCACUCGCUGUGCCUUUAGGCGAGCACGUUGUCGGUGACCCGGCGAUUCCGCUGGUGAAAGUCACAACUGGCACUGUCCCCACCACAUCCGACGGCAACGACCGCGGCGUGCGACUCCUCGGUGCCGGCGCCAUCCAUGUCGACAUUUCCUUCGACCUGCCCUCCCAUCGGGGAAGGGAAACGUCUGUGUUUGUCGAGCGGCUCGUGCGAAACAGUGCCGAGAUCACGCCGCUCGUCCUGGUCCUCAAGCAAUUCCUCCGUCACCACAACGUCCGCGAUGGUUUACUCGGGGGGCCUGUCACCGUACUCCCUCACGCUCUUGGUGGCGGCGGUGGUCCACGACGUCCAGAAGCACCGGCCCUGGCACGAGACCAACAACCAGCCCAACCUUGUCGUUUUCCUCAUGACUUUUUGCACGUGACUCAUCCUGGGCGCGUCCGGUAGCGGAUUUCUUGCACACAAGGGCAGUCGGUGGAAUGACAUGGGGUUAGUCGUUCAAGACCCGUUGCGGCCCGACGUGAACGCAGCCAAAUCAUGCUUUGCAUUCGCGCGCGUCCAAGCGGCGUUCCAGUGUGGUUUCCGUCGAACACUCAACGCAAUCGAAUCCGAUGGUUUGUCGACGUGGCGCCACCAGAUUUUGCUCGAAUGCUUGUUUGAGACCACACAUCAUGACGUCGUGGUGAGCAUGUUGCAGCUCGACUAGUGUCCCACCAGCGAGUUCCUGGACGACGAACGCACCAGUAUCGAGUACGCUCGACAAGUGUGGGCUGCGGACGCCAUGGCGCUGCUGCUGCAUCUUGGAGAAGCUGUGUGCGUCAUGUGCGGUGGGAGUUGUGGUGUCCACGUGCCUCGCUGCAAGCUCCGCAAUCUGCUUGCGCGAUUCCAGGAAUUGCCGCGACGCACCUAUCAACAGCUCAACUUUGCAUAGAAUUGGGGGUUUGUGAUAUUUUGGCCAACUUAUUCAUUUGAAUAACAUAUGCGACAAGAUUUAGUGAAA
Aphanomyces invadans is the source of this 2364-nucleotide messenger RNA. RefSeq lists its product as hypothetical. The record is from RefSeq and is a predicted model, not a curated record. NCBI's taxonomy places the organism in Eukaryota, Oomycota, Saprolegniomycetes, Saprolegniales, Verrucalvaceae. Bases 588 to 1121 code for a protein of 177 amino acids. The transcript has 7 exons.